Molecule: messenger RNA, 916 nt
Organism: Ruditapes philippinarum (Manila clam)
Lineage: Eukaryota; Metazoa; Mollusca; Bivalvia; Venerida; Veneridae
Exons: 4
Coding region: 1-912 (303 amino acids)
Source: RefSeq, a predicted model, not a curated record
AUGGUACAUGAGCAAAAUCGUAAAAUUGGAAGCAAAGAUGUAGAACACCUUAAGGAUCAGAUAGAUGAAAUAAAACAAGAUACAGGCCAAACCAUGAAAACUUUAAAAAGAAAACCACUGUCAAGCGAACACGAGCCGGAGUCCACAGACUGGCGUCAUAUCGGUAAGGAAGAUGCCAAGUUAGUUGUGUUCCUUCACCCAUUUGGCAAGAGUACAUUUGAUUUACAGAAAGCAAAAGACUUUCAUUCAAUUGUGGAUAGUAUUGUUGAAACAACUUCCUUUAGCGACAAUGAUGAUGUGCUAGAUGUUGUUAUAAUAAUGGACAAAUCAAUUUUAGAAGAAUGGAAAAGUUAUUUUAAUCAUGAUAUGAUGGAUCAACCAAUCGUUGUCUACAAACCAACCACUGAAGACUCACCUGUGGACCUUAUUGAAGGUGAGAGCAAUAUGUCAAAGGUUGAAGCAGAUCCACACUAUAAAAACUUACUUGUUCAAUCAAUUGCUUACAAUAAACAUCAUAGAGCAAGGAUGGCAGACGACAGCAUCCGAGAAAACGCGUUGGAAGAAUUCCGCUCUAAGAAGGUAAUCGUCAUUUCCGGUCCACGUUGCAGUGGGAAAACGACGCUUGCUCUCUCCUUACUGUCGUCAUAUCAAGAUGGUCACUACCUCAUACUUACAGAACCGGAUGAUCUCAGUUGUGUCAGAUUUGGUGUUACCUGUGUUGUGAUCAUCGAAGAUCUUGGGGGAAAGUACAUGUUCGAAAUGUCCAUCAUUCAAAAGUGGUUGCGGAAAUUGGAUAUGCUCUACUCGGCAGUCAAAGAUGGCAAAUUAAAUGUGAUCAUCACAUGUCUUACCAGACCGGUUGAGUUCAUGCGUUCACGAUUCGAAGCAUCAAAUGCUGGAAACUGUCAUUGAAUUA